Raphanus sativus (radish) is the source of this 1072-nucleotide messenger RNA. RefSeq lists its product as uncharacterized. The coding region runs from base 212 to 1072 and encodes 286 amino acids. The record is from RefSeq and is a predicted model, not a curated record. Gene Ontology annotation, molecular function: cysteine-type endopeptidase activity. The transcript is spliced from 7 exons. Lineage: Eukaryota; Viridiplantae; Streptophyta; Magnoliopsida; Brassicales; Brassicaceae. Gene Ontology annotation, cellular component: lysosome.
GAUUGCAACUAAAAGGCAGGAGCUUUCUUGUUCCUUCAUUUUUUUUUUAAUUGUAGUGUUUAUGGCUAGAGAAGAAAUCACAUGUAAAGAGAAACUUACAUGAUUUCAGGGAACAGAAGAGUGGAAAGAGGAAGAAACUAUAAGAAAGGUGUCUCCUUUUCUUCUUAGGCAAAGUGAAGGUUGACAAAGGCACAUCUUUCUGACCCAAAAAAUGAGUGACCAAGGUCCACUUCCGAUGCCUCUUGGCGGAAAUUUCAGCAUACCUAAACCUGUCUCUGACUUCUUUGAGGGUGUAGAGAAGCUUAUUCCUGGUCACAUCUUGGGAAUGAUCAUAUCAUCGAAACCAGAUAACAGUCGUGUCACGGUUGUCAGCUGCAAAGAAACUUCAUACGCUAGGUGGAGAAAUCACACGGUUAUGCCAGGCUUUCUGAAGGAUACAAACUGGAAAGAGUACAUGGGUCGUGUUAGAGAUCAAGGAGGCCAUGACACUUGUUGGGCUGUUGUAACUGCAGAGUUGAUCAGUGCCAUAAGAUUCAUUCUGAAGUAUGAUGCAAAGUACACUGAGUACUCUGCCCAGUACUUAGUGGAUUAUGCUAACCCAGCAAAGGCAUUAGCGAACUAUCCAAAAGAAAAGCAUUACUGCUACACUUACUCUGUAGCUAAAGGGUUAGAUUUUGUACUGGAUGGAGGUAUACCAACAGAAGCACACUGGGAAUAUAAGGGUUGUAGGAAACAGCCAGCUUACCGUACACCAAAGGAUCAUCCUCAUGUUCACAUUGCUUCUGUUCAGCGAUUAACUUCUGUAGAAGAGAUGUUCCACAACUUGCAAUUUCAUCCAAUUGGGGGAAUUUACCGAGGGCCUACAUCCAAAGCAUCUGUGUAUAUAGGUGCUCAUGCAGUCUCCAUAUAUGGCAUUAAAGUGGUAAACGGAGAGACCAUUGCGCUCGUGAAGUCUACUCACGGCACAGAAUUAGGGAAUGACGGUUACUUCAGAGUAUCUCUAGAUACCAUGCUAGUUGAGGAAGUGGAUUCCCUCUCACAUUUUGCGGCUUCACCAAACACUCGAGAUUGA